GUGUUGUGGGUGUCGAUAAAUGCAGUCCAGCUGUGCCGUGCACACAGUUUGCUUUUGUAAAUCUGGCGGAGGUUUUUGGCUUACACAAACAUUUACACACAACUUUAUUGAAACACUGACUGUUACAACCCGCUAAUCUUUGGGAUGGGAAGAUUUUUUUUUUUCUUCUGUGUGCUGUGCCAUAUUUUGUGUGCAGGUCCGAACUCCCUCCCAGAGUUUCCAGCCUGCCCUAGCCUGCCUUGCUCCCGCCUCCCAGGAUGACAUCACUGAUUGACGACCAUAUAUAAAGAGGAAGAGGAGUGAGAAUGGUGUGGGAUGUUGGAGGUGGUGAUGUGAUCUGGAGUUCGGAAUGUGAGUUCGGAAUGUGAGUUCGGAAUGUGAGUUCGGAAUGUGAGUUCGGAAUGUGAGUUCGGAAUGUGAGUUCGGAAUGUGAGUUCGGAAUGUGAGUUCGGAAUGUGAGUUCGGAAUGUGAGUUCGGAAUGUGAGUUCGGAAUGUGAGUUCGGAAUGUGAGUUCGGAAGUAUUCUAUAUUCUUACUGCUGUUCUGGUUUUCAUGCUUGCCUGGUUCUGACUGUGAGUUUGGUUGUCCCUGUAUCCGUUUGUGUAUUCUCUUCAACACUGCAUAUAUUUUGUGCUCAGUUCACUGACAGUAGGGGUGUGGCUGCCACCCCUUUUGGGAGAGGGGUACUUUUGUCUCUGUAUUUGGCUUAGGGAGUUAGGGAAGGAUACUUGUUUUCCUUUUAUUAUUUUCCUUUAAGGUAAACGAGCUACCAAGCUACCAAACCAAGAAUCCUUCUGUUUAUUAUUUUGGCCUUGGCCCACCCUGAAGGUAUGGCUGGUGUUUGGGUCUUUGUAUAGCUGUAUGUAUAUAAUUGCUACAAUAUUCCACAACUUUUUAACACAAUUCCUGGCUUCCCUUUUUUAAAGGUCAAAUUCCAUUGAAUCCUGAGCUAGUUACUCUGUGCGGCCUAACCUAGACUGGGCCGUAACAACUGAUAAACGUGUGAUAAACACUUAGGCAAAAAGAAAAAAAGGAACUACUAACAAGGAAUGUUAUUAGAAUGGAUACUGUGUUUUAUGUUCUAUUUAAGAAACCUGUACAAAUUUGUUUCUUUACUUUACCCUCUUUAGUUUUCACUCAUUACUCCAAUGAAAAACAGAACAAGCAAUUCUCAGACACCAAACACGUCCUGGUUGAUCAGGUACAUUUCAGGUGAGGUAACAAUGAUGUACCUCUUCAUUUUUCAGCAAACUGUUCCAAAACGGCUUUAUUAUUAAUUUCAUUUAUUUUUAAGUCCCAUGCUGUAUUUUCUCCUACACACCUAAUGCAGCCAUUUCACACAUCAAUUAAACACAGAUACACAUUGGGAGUUCAAGGCCAUAAAUUGAUGACUUCCAGAUUUCUAAGUGUAACAGUUGGACAUAUGGCAUGAAGUUACUUUAAUUACAUAACAGUAAUGCCAAAGACUGAAUUAACAACCUGUUAAAGUUUAACAAAUAAAGCAGUUACAGUCAUUAGCUACAGAAGGUGUCAUUUCUGAGAAUGAAGAAAGUACAAAAAUGAUUUAUUAUGCAAUGAUGCUUCUAUAAAGCCAACUGGUGUAAUUAAAUGAGUGGAUUCAUCUUUUCAGAAUAAAACACUUUGGGGUUGUGGUGAAUCCAGAGCCUAUUAUGAGAACGGUGGGUGUGAGCUGGGAAUACACACUUUAUGGGACCCCAGUCCAAUGCACAACACAUUCACACACUCAGUCCCAGCUAUGGGCAAUUUAGAGUUGGUAAUCGAUGUGCAACGUGACGCACGGACAUUAACCCAAGCUUAGGAUUGAACUAGCAGCCCUGGAGUUGGGAAUUUAAUGUUGAAGUAAUUUAAUGUGUAUCCUAGAGUUGACCUGACUUAGGGAGCGGUACUGAGAAGAGGGGCUGACUUCACUUGUGCUUUGUGUGUGUGUGUGUGUGUAAUCCUGAUUAGCUGAGACAUAUGUUUGGAUUUAAAGCUUCAUUCAUCUCUUAUCCAACUGUCAGCCUUCAAGCUGCUGUAGUUUUUCUAAACACAUGAUAACAUCAUUAGCAGUGCACUUCAAUGUAUAAAAGAGAAGUGUUUUCUGCACAGCGAAGAGUCCCCAUGUUGCCACUUGUUCAAUCUAACCGUUACAGUUCAAUACAUUACAUAAAUAUCUCCCUGUAUCUUGUGGAUAAUAAGCUUGUGGUGGUGUUUUUUUUUCUUUCUAACUCCAUUAUCUUGCUAUAAUGCAUGAACAUAAGCAGAAUAUGACCAGCAUAGCCCUGUGAAGUUAGAUUUCCUGCUGCAGCAUAUGACGUAUUAUUAAUGUAUAAGCAAUGGUAAUAUGACUUCUGUUAAAACUUGAUCUACAUUUAUAGGUAAAAACACUGAAUAGAAUCGGAAGAGUAAAGUGUCCACCAGUCGAUGCCUUCAGCAUCCAUUUAGAAGUCUGUUAUGAGUGAAAUCGCCUCAUCGCGCCAGUGCAAAGAAACAUCUGUAUUUUUGGCUCAGGUGUUCAUUUGCUCUAACAGUGGGCAUGCAGUUGGCAAAUUCCGAGGAAGUGAAUCUUAUCUGCACAAUAAAACCCAAGUUAAUUAUUUCUGAAAGGCACGAGAGCUUACAUAUUUACAAAAUCUCCACAUUGAAUAACAUUUAGUGCAUUCACAGUCUAUUUAGAAGUCUGUUUUAAGUGAAACAGACUUCCCUAAAUUAAACUCGCAGACCCGGUGCAGAAAAAAACAAACAUAUUUUUGGCUCAGCCGUUCUUCUCUUGUAAGAGUGGGUGUUCAAACACCAAAUGGUAAGCAAAUCUUUAAUUACGUACAGCGAAAUAUGCAUCAAUUAUUGCUGAAGCACAGGAAAGCUUUCAUAAGAACAAAAUAUCAGAGUUAUUAGUUUGAAAUCACUUAAAAAAAAUAAAUAAAAAAUCACUCAUCGUACCAUUCGUAAUACCUGUCGCACUCCCCCAAACGUAGUGAGCAAAAAUGUUAAACAAUGACUUUUAAUAGGCUUAAUGUUGCAGAACAUUGCCAUCCUAGCCCACACACAUGCAAGUAUUCUAUUUACGGCCUGUGUGACCUCUCUGUCUCACUCUCUCUGUCUCACUCUCUCUGUCUCUCUCUCUCUCUCUCUCUCUCUCUCUCUCUCUCUCUCUCUCUCUCUCUCUCUCUCUCUCGCUCUCUCUCUGCGUCAGCCUCUUGUCUUUGUAAGGCUUACAGAACAUCACUAUAGCAACUGUGAGUGAGGAGCUACUUCAGUGAGGGAGGGAGGAAGGGAGAAUGUGAAUUAAGCCGUUCACUUUAAAGCAGCCUGUGCUGGAUCAGCGCUCCAGGGACGAGAGAGAGAGAGAGAGAGAGAGAUGAACUAAAGAGAACAAGAGAGAUAGCAAGAAAGUAAAACAGAAACAGGCAGAAAAGUGGGUGGAUGGUACUGAGAGAGAGAGAGAGAGAGAGAGAGAGAGAGAGAGAGAGAGAGAGAGAGAGAGAGAGAGAGAGAGAGAGAAUACAAGGACAGCCACUGGAAAGCAAUAAGCAAACCAAAUUGCACACAUCUUGAAAAUUGUAACCUGAAGUCUGGGGAAGAUUUGGAGGUGGAGUAUUCAUUCUCAAAGAGUUUAAGGAAGGAGCACGUGCGCACGUGGGGCCAUGUCGUGGUUCGGCUGGAGCGAGCCUGUGUACCGGAGCGCGCGGCGCGAGCCGGCUGAGGCGGUGACGGACACACUGAUGCUCGAGCUCAGCUGGCAGAUGAAGGAGGCGGAGCGGCUGCAGCGCGAGCGCGAUAACGAGUACCGGCGGCUGCGCACCGGCGUGGACUACAGCUGGCUGGUGAGCGCGCCGCGCGUCUCCUACGACAUCAGCCACGGAGAGAGACUGGCGCUCGAGGACCUGUGCAGCAAAGUACAUCCGUCCUACUGCGGAGCCGUGAUCCUCCGGUUUCGUCAGGUCCUGACAGAGAACGAGCCAGAGGUGCAAGAGGUUUCCGGUCUUUUCCGGGCCGUUCUUCUCGAGACACUGGAGCGCAUUCAGGAGGAGAAGGAGGCACAGCGCUUGGCUCGGCAGUGGAAUAACAAGCGCUCCAUCAGCCUGUCCAUGCUUACAUUCAAAUCCCGAAUGAGAAUCAAUCCGUUCGGCAGCUCUGUGGCUCUCACCUCCAGCAGUUCUGGAUUAGAGGAAGUCCGUACCAUAUCUCAGGAUGUGGAAAAAGGACUUGGACACACAACUGAAAAGGCACAACGUGUGUUUAGCAUGCCUGAUUUCGGACACAAAGGCAUUAAUGGACAUGUGUGAUCAAUGUUUGGACUCCAAAAACACGACUUCAUGUAUAGUGCUGCACUAUGGAUUGAAAAAAAAAAAGAGCAAACAAUCCUACAUGGUAAAUGCAUGAUAUAAUAACCACCAAAACAUCAUACAACGGGUUUUCUGCACAUCACUUUCCAUUUUCAAAAGCACAACAGUAAAUAAUAAUAAAUAGUUUUCUAUAUAAAAAUGCUAAUGAUGUAAAUAUUUCUCUGAUUGCAACGUACCUUCAUACUGAUGGUAUCGUAACCCUCCUUCUGAGUUUCUAAACACUCUCUGGCAUUUACUGCACUGUAAAUGUAAAUGCUGUGUGUUUGGUUUAAGUUUAGUUAUAACAAUUGAAAUCUCGAGAUCUUCUAAAAGCUGUGAAUUUCAAUGCAUUAUGUUUUCAGGGGCUGGUUUGUAUGGCAUUUAGCAGUCUGUACUGGAUAAACCACUUUUUAAUAAUAAUAAUAAUUGUAAUAAUUUAGUUUUUUUAAAUUAGUUUUUUUUUAGACACAAACUUCCAUAUCGAAACUUAGAAUGUUGUACAUGUUAAGUACGUUAAAGUAAUGUUUUUGAAAUUAGUAACAUUUUCCAAAUGUUACUGAUUCAGUAUUAGUGUAAUCAUCAUUUCAGGUGUCUGUUUACUGUCAGUGGGCUGUAUGAAUUUAAAACUCCAUUUUCAGUAUGUGUGAAAUGUGGAUUUUUUUUUUUUAAUCGAACAAUAAAUAAAAUUGAUGAAUGAAUGGCUAUCUAAACCCUUCCGCUGAUGGCAGAUAAGAGUACAGUAGUUUAGAUCAAUUGUGAUAUAAGAAACAAUGACAGAAAUGUCUUUCCUCACACUAAAGUAGUAACUACAUUUAUAAUGCAAACAUUAAUAGUCAAGUUUAUUGAUCAUUUGCAUAGUAUGCCAGGACAUGUACAUUGAAAUGGUUGUGACGAGGUAGAGCAGUAUACACACAGGGCAAGAACGUAGACAAGCGAGCACACGAAACUAGCAUGAGACGACUUUUGCUUUGUGACAUGGUGCUGGAAGUAGACAUUACAAGAUGGUAACUUGUGGCCAUGAAGGGAUGCACAUGAUCAAUAAUACAACAAUAUUCAAAUAGGCUGCGGCAUUCAAGCAAUGAUUGAUCGGUAUUAACAGGCACAAAGAGUGGCAAGAAAACAUUCCCCACAUCAUUAUACCACCUCCACCAGCCUGGACUAUUGGUCCAUGGAUUCAUACUGUUGGCACCAAAUUCUUAUCUUACCAUCGGUGUGUCUCAGCAGAAACUGAGAUUCAUCAGACCAGACUACGUUUUUCCAGUCAUCCACUAUCCACUUUUGGUGAGUCUGCCCCACUGCAGCCUCAGAUUUGUUUUUGACUGGCAGAAAUUUAACCUGACGUGGGCUUCUGCUGAUGUAGCACAUCCACCUCAAGUUUCGACGUGUUGUGCGUUCUGAGGUGCUUUUCUGCUUACCACAAUUGUACAGAGUGGUUACCUGAGUUACUGCAGUCCUUCUGUCAGCUCGAACCAGUCUGGCCAUUCUGUUGACCUCCAUCAUCAACAAGGCAUUCCCGUCUGCAAAGCUCCUGCUCACUGCCCACUCUUUUUUUUUUUAUUGUGCCAUUCUGAGUAAACACUAGAGACCUUUGUGCAUGAAAAUUCCAGGAGAUCAGCAGUUAUAGAAAUACCCAAACUUGCCCGUCAGGUCAAAAUCACUGAGAUCACAUCUUUCCCCCAUUCUGAUAGUUGAUGUGAACAUUACCCAAAGCUGUAUCUCUUUAUUUUAUUUAUUUUUUUCUAAAUGCACAACCAGACUCUAUAUGCAUUCAAUAUAAAUAGCAUAUACGAGCAACACAGAUCUGAUGUGUAAAGAUUUUCACAUACAGCGGUGAGACAAUUCUGAUUUGUCCAAUUUAGACAAAAACACUGGUCUAGAUUUAUGCCACAUCAACACCAUACGCCACAUAUUAAGUGAAAGUCACGUUAUAUUGUGCUUAAGGUUUUAUAAUAAUGAAGAUAUUUACAAGUGCACAGAGAUGACAAUAAAAGAAAUCUUGAAUAGAACUAUAGGCAUUUAUACCAAUAAAAAAAAAGGAUAAAGGUGUGCUUAGGACAAAAAAAGGAUGUCCUAAAUUCUUGAUAUUGACAUUUCAAUAUAAAUAUAAUUUUGUGUCGUUUAUAAAAAUGUAAACAUACUCAGCAAAAAAAAAAAAAAAAAAGAAA
Molecule: messenger RNA, 6490 nt
Organism: Ictalurus punctatus (channel catfish)
Lineage: Eukaryota; Metazoa; Chordata; Actinopteri; Siluriformes; Ictaluridae
Gene: rd3
Product: retinal degeneration 3, GUCY2D regulator
Exons: 3
Coding region: 3645-4286 (213 amino acids)
Source: RefSeq, a predicted model, not a curated record